UGUAUGCUAGCAGUUGAUGGAGUGAGAAAUGCUUGUUGUUUUUUCGAAUGAACAAAGAAACUUGAAUGCAUGAUAAGCCUCGUGUCCCCCAAUUGAUAGUGAUACAGUGCAACAGAGCAAGAGUGAUUGAAUUUUUUAUCUAAACAAGAGAAACAUGUACAGUGACUCGAAAAUGGGUGAUGGAAAAUUUGCAACGGUCGUGAUCAUUCUUGGAAUUUCGCGUUGUCAGAAGCAUGUGAUUGAAUGCAAUGUUGAAUGUCAAAAUACAGUGUAAUUUUGAGAUUAAGCAGUGACCGCAGUAAAACAAGAAGUGUAAAAUACGAAACAAGAACAAAUUUCUGAACGAGUGGAGGAUUAACCAUACUUUUUAAACAAUCAUUUUGCUAUCACAGAAAAGGUGGAAAGAGAUAAGUUUUAUCAGGUUUUUGUCUUAGCCCUUACACUCACUCGAGUGCCAUGCAAUGAAGAAGCUGAAGAAAGUGACUAAUCGUCAUUGGGCAUUCCACGACUUGCUUGAGCACUACAGUUAUGGCAAAAUCAAAAAAUGAACCAAACAAUACACCGUCCACUUCUAAUUCCAACCCACUGUAUCCGAGUACAUCUGAGCCCUCAAAGGGUGCAAACUAUCCGGCUAGUUGUGACAACACUGGUGUAGUAGUCAACCCAGUUGUAGAUAAGAGUGAUAGCAGUAGCAGUCAAAACAUAUCAAUCUCGUCGAUUAACGAAAAUGACAACGAUUCAAGUGCCUUCGAGAGCAGUGACAGCGAGUGUGAUGAUGAACAGAUUAAAAAGGCCAUUGAACGGAUUCCGAACUCGCUACAACCCGGCGGACAGUUGGUACAGAAUGGCAUGUUGACGGUAAAAAAUGAUAACGGUUCACCAUCUACCAACCGGGGACCGAAUAUCGGAAGCAUAGCAGUACAAAACUCGUCAGACAUCACGUUUGGCAACAAAACAUACAUAAAGGGGCAGGUUGUGAUAAAAAAUAUUUACCAUGAUAGACAGGACGGCGUCGUUAAUCAAGGAUAUCAGAGAGACGGUGAAGCGGAAGGCGAACCCGAGAUUACCAAACAGAACACAUCCGAUCCGUUGAGUCCUAAAGAGCCUGCAACAUGGCGUUCUAGUCUUAAGGCUAUAAUACGGGAUAAACCAUUGCUAUGCGCGGGCAUUCUGAUCGCCAUGAUGCUCGUCAUAACCUUCAUAAUUAUUGCGGCCUACGUAGCAAGCACUGCAGGUAAACCUAUAAUAAAGCCGCACUACGGCGAUGGCGACGAUGACCGAGCAUAUGUUCCCCCGGAUACUGGCAUAGAUGAAGACUUCUUCCCAGAUCCGAAACCCUUGCGGAUAGUCACAAGAAACGAAUGGCUGGCGCAGCCACCUAAAGAAGAUUUAGAACUACUUAAGCUCCCUGUGCAUAAAGUUAUAAUCGCACAUACCGCCACCGAAGGCUGUUCUACGCAGAGUCAGUGUGUGUUUAUGACCAGCAACAUUCAACAAUUUCACAUGGCUGAGGAUUCUAAAAACUACUCCGAUAUUGCGUACAACUUCCUAGUGGGAGGCGAUGGAAAUGCUUACGAAGGCCGUGGAUGGGACAAACAAGGUGCUCAUACUAAAGGAUUCAACACAGACAGCAUAUGCCUUGCCUUCAUCGGAACGUUCAUUGAUGUGGAGCCACCAGUAGCACAACUGAGCGCAGCUCGGCAACUGAUAGCACUGGGUAUUGAACUCAAAAAACUGGAUACCGGAUAUCGACUCUAUGGUCACAGACAGCUUGCCCCAUUCGAAAGUCCCGGUAGAGCAUUGUACAAAAUCAUCCAAAAAUGGCCACACUGGUCUAAUGAACUGGGACCAAAUCAUUGGACCGAAUAGAUAUCGAAUAUGCAUGUAGUGAGUCAUCUCUGUUGAUCGGAAAUUAUCACACGAAUGUCGAAUAGUUAGAUAUGUAAGCGGAAAUUGAGCUCAAAUAUGUAUUUAUGAAUACAACUCUGUACACAACUGUGAUUCAGUCGAAUAAACCUAGUUAGUACUGCAAAUUGGCAAAAAAAUACUUUGGUGCAUUGAUAUUAACAUAUUUCUUUGUAUAAAAAUAGAGUAAGCUUUUUCUGAAGUCACAGAUUAUUAAAAAUCUUUCAUGAAUUCUAAACAAUAUUCGGCAAAUAGCUUACUUGCAGAACCAAUUUCGCAAUCAACUUUGGCAUAAUAACUUUCACAAUACAUAAAUCAAUGGAUAAGUCACUGCUUAGAAAAAGCCACACGAGCAUUUGUACGAUUUAAACCACAUACUUCUACCUUUUUAGAAAGAAAAACAUUCGCAAGCGCAGAAAAGCAAGCGUAUUUAAUAAUAUAGGAAUUUAUUCUACAUGUUUGACUUGAAAUAAACGUAUAAACAGAUGAUUAUAC
This is a messenger RNA of Sabethes cyaneus, 2400 nucleotides long. Its product is annotated as peptidoglycan-recognition protein LC-like. The coding region runs from base 529 to 1869 and encodes 446 amino acids. Gene Ontology annotation, molecular function: N-acetylmuramoyl-L-alanine amidase activity; zinc ion binding. Lineage: Eukaryota; Metazoa; Arthropoda; Insecta; Diptera; Culicidae. The record is from RefSeq and is a predicted model, not a curated record. Gene Ontology annotation, biological process: peptidoglycan catabolic process. The transcript has 6 exons.